Messenger RNA from Clunio marinus, 1002 nucleotides. The record is from the annotation of a GenBank genome assembly. Lineage: Eukaryota; Metazoa; Arthropoda; Insecta; Diptera; Chironomidae.
AUGGACAAAUUGCUAUUAUCAUUGUCUUUCAUCGUGCUAUUAGCUUCAUUGACAGUUAAUUCAGCACCGAUGUCGAUGGCAGGCUCUAAAUUGAUAUCGACAAUUGACCAGCGGCAUCCAAAGCUCUCCGAUCUUCACUCGCAAAGGCAAUUCAAUGAGAAAGAUCAAAGCAUUCAAAUGCAGAAGCUCAAUCAACUUCAUAAACAAAUGAAUAAAUACGACAAUGAAGAGGUUGAAGCGAAUGAUGAUAGCAAAAGCGAAGAUGUUGAUGGUGAUGAUGACAAUCAACAACGACGACUCUUUAUCAAUCGACGAUACGAUGAUUUGUUGGGCGAAAUUCGAAUGCGUCAGAAUAAAAUGAUUGGAUUCCGUCCAUUCAGUGCACUUCCAUUCGGUUACUCAGCAUAUUCUGCACCAGUUUAUUAUCCACCAGAGUUCUACGAUGAUUUCUUGUCAUAUUAUGGAGGCUAUGACAAUGACGGAGUUGAUGACGACGAAGAAAUCAUGUCUCGACAGAAUCCGGGCAAUCGAAGAAGACCAGCGAAUGGAAAUUACAAGAAUUCUCCAAUUUAUUAUAUUCGACUGCCACCCACACCAUACAUGUUUGUACCGGGACUCGGAUACAUUUCCCAACCUCCAACUUACACGCCAAUGGCGCCAGUUCCUCAACCAAUCGCUCCAUUCUAUAAUCUUCCAUUAGAUUUCAUUUCAAAUGGAAAACCAACGAACAUUUAUCAAUGGGGAAGUCCGUCGAAUCCUUUUGCACCGCCACAACCGCAGUUCGUUCCACAGCAACCGCAAUUCAGCGCUUAUCCAUCAUAUCAAAGACCACAAAGACCUUACAACACUCAACGACCCGUCAACCCUUUCAUUCAAGAGUCGAAAGUCACAAACCUCAAAGGACCUUUCUUGUUUAAUGGACGACCCGAAGAAAUCUUCCUUCUUCAAAAUACUUUCAAUCCACUUUAUUCUGAUCCAAGAUUCUCUUCUCCAUUUUAUUGA